CCUGACUGAGACUGAGAGUCAGUCUUGUCUGACUUGUUAGUCCAAGACACCAAUUCAAACAGUUCGGUCGUUUAAAAGCUCUAAUUUUUACUUACCUACCUUCUUGCAGCUUUGAUAUGGAUGCCGGUUCAAGCCAUCCAUCAGCUAGAUAGCCAGCCAUUAUAGCUUUAGCAGCCAUGCAAUUGUAAAUACCGCGUUCCGUUCGUCUUGAGUGGAUUUGGAAGCGUGCGUUUUGUUUGAUAUUUUAAAAGUCACAGCAGACGAUAUUCAUUAGGCCUUGACGGCUCAGCUUCGUCGGUUUUUCAGCAAAGUUGUAAAAGAAAACAAAAUAUUGUACUUUUGACCCAAAUUUUUGGGCAAAAUAUUGUUUUGAGUGGGUCUGUUUGUUUUUGACGUUUCAUACGGAAUUACAACUUUUAGCACGAGGUUAAGAGUCGUCCUUUGAGUGUUUUUUGUUGGCUUAAUUGGUUUCUGAAAUGAAAUAAAUAAAUUUUAAUUAUGAUUAAAGUGCUAAUAAAAUAUUUUAAUUGUUUUUAAAUAAAUAAAUAAAUUUUAAAAAUUCAUAAUUUCAAUAAUUUGCUGUUUGUGUUUAAGUGAGCCGACAUCCGAUAGACGGUCAUUGGAUGGUGUGAUUUGUGAUUUGUUAACCUUUUUUGGUUGGUUAUUAAAUUAAUUGAUUAUUCCAAGCGGUUACUGAACGAUAACUUUGGUAUAGAACAAUAAAUCAUCACAAAUAAAUCAAACUAUCAUCAAUUCAGACCUAAAAAAUUUAUUUCUUUUCUGUGAAAAUAUUUCAAGGCAUUUAAAGACAAAAAUACAUAAACAAAAAUGACAAAAAUCAAACAAUUAGCAAGACCAAUUGCAAAAGAAUUCCAUCGUGAUAGUUGUGGAUUUAAUCACACUCCAGCAGAUGAUUUCGUAAAGUCACAAUGGCAAAGUCGAUCGAAAAGCGUCAUCUAUCUUAUAUACCGUUGGAUAAUUGGAUUAUUCUUCGUGGGUGUAGUUAUCGAAUCGAUAUUAUUCGGUGGUUCUGGAUAUCACUUUUUUAUUUUCCUAACAAAUUGGGGUAUUUUAAUGUGCAUGUUUACCAAUUUGUUAGGUGCAGUUUUAGUUAGUAUUUAUCAUUUUCAUCCUGAAUACGAGGAUCGAUUAUUAAAUAUGGAAACAUUGACGUGUCCAUUCAGAAUAUAUUGGGGUAUGCAUAUUACAACCUUAGUUGUAUCUAUUGCUAUAACAAUUGUUUAUUGGACUCUUUUAUAUGGACCUGAAGUACCAUUAACUGCAUCGAAUAUUCUUACACAUGCAUGUAAUUCAGGAUUUAUGUUCUUGGAUCUUUUAAUUGUUGCCUAUCCAAUUCGAUUGCUACACAUUUUCCUGCCAUUUACAUUUGGAUCGAUUUUCGCUGUAUUUUCUUAUGUCUAUUAUGUUGCUGGAGGACUUGAUCAUCAUGGCAACCCUUUCAUUUAUACAGUUCUGGAUUGGCGAAACACUCAAGGUGCCCUCAUAACCUGCAUUGGUGUCCUCUUGUUAACUUGUUUCAUAUACAUUGUUGUUUUUAUGGUAUAUAAAGUGCGAGUUUUUAUUUACCGUCGGAUUUAUUCGCCAGCGGUAUUUAACCCAACAACAGAUACAACAACAAUUGAUGGUAAUUCCAAAACAAUUGACACCAAAGGAAUUCAACAUUCACCAUCGGGCAUAUCAAUGGUUCUGGGCAAUUAUACUGGCUAUGAAAAUCAAGGAUUUUCAACGAUUAGUGAAAAAGUCGAAAAGCGACAUUCUUUGGAUGUUGUAUAAAAA
Molecule: messenger RNA, 1797 nt
Organism: Eupeodes corollae
Lineage: Eukaryota; Metazoa; Arthropoda; Insecta; Diptera; Syrphidae
Product: protein rolling stone
Exons: 6
Coding region: 829-1794 (321 amino acids)
Cellular component (GO): membrane
Source: RefSeq, a predicted model, not a curated record